Molecule: messenger RNA, 807 nt
Organism: Capsella rubella
Lineage: Eukaryota; Viridiplantae; Streptophyta; Magnoliopsida; Brassicales; Brassicaceae
Product: probable cytokinin riboside 5'-monophosphate phosphoribohydrolase LOG6
Exons: 8
Coding region: 1-600 (199 amino acids)
Biological process (GO): cytokinin biosynthetic process
Cellular component (GO): nucleus; cytosol
Molecular function (GO): hydrolase activity, hydrolyzing N-glycosyl compounds
Source: RefSeq, a predicted model, not a curated record
AUGGAAGAGGGAAGAAGAGAGAUGACGAGGAAACAAAGUUCAAGGUUUAAGAGCAUUUGCGUCUUCUGUGGUAGUAGCAAUGGCAAGAAAGCUAGUUAUCAAGAUGCCGCUAUUGAUUUGGGCAAUGAAUUGGUGGCGAGGAAGAUUGAUCUUGUUUAUGGUGGAGGAAGCAUAGGUUUAAUGGGUUUAGUGUCUCAAGCUGUUCAUGAAGGUGGUCGUCAUGUUAUUGGAGUCAUCCCCAAGCUACUCAAGUUGCAAGAGCUUACUGGAGAAACAGUAGGAGAAGUGAGAGAAGUUGCAGACAUGCACCAGAGAAAAGCUGAGAUGGCUAAGCAUUCUGAUGCUUUCAUUGCUUUGCCUGGUGGCUAUGGUACACUAGAGGAGCUACUUGAAGUGAUAACUUGGGCACAACUUGGUAUACAUGAUAAACCGGUCGGUUUAUUAAACGUUGAUGGAUAUUACAAUGCUUUGCUAUCAUUCAUCGACAAAGCUGUCGAAGAAGGGUUUAUUCUUCCAACCGCUCGACAUAUUAUUGUAUCCGCACCCACCGCAAAAGACUUGUUCCAGAAAUUAGAGGAAUAUGUGCCUCAACACAAGUAGUCAUAACACAUGCCAUAUAUCGAAACUGAGCUCCGAGACGAAUCAUACCAAACAAAUUUCGUAGAUGGACGAGUAAAGAUUUGAUCACCUCAUAGACAAUCUAAAAGUCGGAUUCUAUUGGGAAGUACAAAUUGUAACUUUUUAUUUCUGGAUUAUUUUUUUAGCAUGGUAUCAGAAAUUUCGGUUAAUGUGUUGUGAUAUAUAAAC